Molecule: messenger RNA, 1540 nt
Organism: Austrofundulus limnaeus
Lineage: Eukaryota; Metazoa; Chordata; Actinopteri; Cyprinodontiformes; Rivulidae
Product: E3 ubiquitin-protein ligase RNF19B
Exons: 6
Coding region: 393-1211 (272 amino acids)
Source: RefSeq, a predicted model, not a curated record
GAGAUAACACAAACACCACAACCGUAAAGUACGAUUUAUACAUUUUAACUACAGCCAAACAUAGUUAAAUAAUAUUAUUUCUUGUAUAAAGUAAAUACUUUAGUUUCAGAGCACAGAUUUGAGGUCCGUGAACGCAUCACUCGUGUUUUCUUGAUGUUAUGGAAACGCACGCAGAUUGUCCUAAAUUUGUCCGCCACUCUGACGCAUUUAUACUCCAMUUUAAGUGAAUGUGAAACGAUGAAGAGUUUAUCACAUGCGGGCAGAUACAGAAAAUGGUUUUACUGUUUCAYUAAGCCACCUGAGCGGGAGUCCUUUCAACUGGUGCGUUCUACUUCCGGUUAGAAGAGGAAGUUCAAAAAUAAAAACUACAAACUGCGUCUUUAAGAAUCAGAAUGAGCAUCCAGGAGCAGGAAGCAGCGGAGAAGAAAUACGACCCACUUGACACAACAUUGAAGUUUGUCGACAGAGGAGAUGACUUGGAUCCAGUUUCCUCUGAAUUUUCCUCUCUGCGAGCUGAAAUGUCCUGUGGACACGCUGUCACUCCAGAGUCUCUGACCCUGUGGUGUCGCAGCCAGCUGGACGAGGGGAAUUAUCAGUUCAGAUGUCCUGCAUUGGUGGACGGCUUCAAACUGUGCAACAAGUUGUGGUCGUACCAGGAGGUGCGCAGACUGGCAGACCUAGAUGUGGAUGAAAUGCAGUAUUUUGAGGAGACGAUGGCUCGUUUGGCCGUAGCAGAGUACUGUGAGGUUCAGCCGUGCCCAAAGUGCAAAACGAGCGUGGCGAGGGAGAAUAUGUGCAACCUGUGUGUCCAGUGUGUCAUUUGCACGGCAGACCAGAAGAAGCCCUACCAGUUCUGCUGGCAGUGCCAAAAGCCGUGGAAGAACCCGGGCGCUCGGUCCGACUGCUGCGGCAACCGCGGCUGCGUCAACAGGGACCUGCAGAUCCUGCAGACGUGCAAAAACAUCAGUCUGCCCGAAGUGGAGGGCGUCAGCAGCUGCCCCUCGGUGCGAGCCUGUCCCGUGUGCGGCAUGAAGGUGGAACACAACCAGACGUACUGCAAAAACGUCACGUGUCCACACUGCAAGCUGGAGUUCUGCUUCGUGUGCCUGAACCCAAAGUCUGUGUGUUGUAAAACCAGCUCGCCGUAUAGAAUCUGUCCCAGCGGCGUGGCUCCGAGGCAGACGGCUAUUCCUGUGUGGAAGAAAAAAUGAGUGACGACAAAGCGGUUUUUGGGUUUGAGGAGCAGUUUCACCAGAAAUWUGUUGAGGAUUCCUAAAAUUUGGACAAUAAGUUCGUGUAUCUCAGCUUUAAGAACGUUUAAAGUCCUUUUUAUUUAGCUGCUGUUUUAUUUUCUUGUAUGGAUCAUCAGUUUUGGAACAUGCACAUGUAAAGUUUACACGCUGAAAUGUAAUCUUUAAGUCUGGAUUAUUACUGAUGUCAAACAGAAUAACAGGCCUGAUCAUGAUUACUGUAGUUCGUUCAUCUAGAAGUAAGACCAUGUUUAUUGACAAAUGUAAGAAAUAAAUCUUUCAGUGGACCA